Molecule: messenger RNA, 3721 nt
Organism: Coccomyxa subellipsoidea C-169
Lineage: Eukaryota; Viridiplantae; Chlorophyta; Trebouxiophyceae; Coccomyxaceae
Exons: 20
Coding region: 1-3507 (1168 amino acids)
Biological process (GO): mismatch repair; mitotic recombination
Cellular component (GO): nucleus
Molecular function (GO): ATP binding; mismatched DNA binding; ATP-dependent DNA damage sensor activity
Source: RefSeq, a predicted model, not a curated record
AUGGCUCCGAAAGAUAAGCUGUUGAAGGGACAAAGACCAAUAUCGUCCUUCUUCUUUGUGAAGCCAGACAAGAAGACUGCUGGAAACGGCUCAUUGUCUCAGCCUAGCACAGCAUCGGUGGACAAGGGAUGCAAGAGGGCUCAGCCCUCCUCACACCGUGAGUCAGACCAGGCAGAUGCCGGCCCAAAUGGUGAGCAGCCUCCAAGGAAGCGCACGCGGCCAACGGACAGCAGCCUGCAGACCAAGCACACACCUGCAGCAGACUUGCAGGCAGCGGCAGCCGAGGAGGGCAAUGUGAGCCUCCAGGACGGCACUCCUGAGCAAGGGCGAGCGCCAGGAGGGGAUGCAGACGUUCACUGCAGCGUGGACUUGCUCGGCAGUUCGAGCCCAGGCAGGGAACAGCCAGGAGCCAGCGGCAGGAGCGCUGCUCUGUCCGACGCCGACCAGGCCAAGCGGCACUUGAGGUUUCAGAACAAGCUGGUGCUCGGCCCGGCCUCGGGCCUGCAGAAACGAGGCAGCGCAGUGGACAUUGUCCCCCAGAAGCGCACCCCUCUAGAGGAGCAGGUGUACGAGCUCAAACGCAAGCACCCUGGCGUGCUACUGGUCAUUGAGGUCGGCUACAAGUUUAGGUUCUUCGGGGAGGACGCAGAGAUUGCCGCACGGGAGUGCAACAUUUUCUGCUAUCCUGAUCGGAACUUCAUGACUGCCUCCAUCCCCGUGCCGCGUCUCCAUGUCUAUGUGAGACGGCUUGUGGAGGCGGGAUUCAAGGUUGGGAUCGUCAGGCAGACAGAGACUGCUGCGCUGAAGAAGGCUGGAGACAAUCGCAAUGCCCCCUUCACCCGGCAAUUGACUGCCCUGUACACAAGGGCCACCCUGGAGGCUGGAGACAAGGAUCAUGUUGGUGAGGGGCGGGGCAGCACGUUCAGCAGCGAGGCUGGCACGGCGUCCUGGACCAACGAGGGCCUCUCCUCCUACCUGGUGUGCGUGGUGGAGGGCACCGCAGAGAACGCUCCCCAGGGCGCAGUAGACAUCGGCAUCGUGGCCAUCGAGACCAGCACCGGCGACGUUCUGCAUGCCCAGUUCAGGGACGGCAUGAUGCGCACAGAGCUGGAGGCGCGCCUGGUGUUUGCUGCGCCCAGCGAGCUGCUGAUUGCCACUCCCAUCAGCUCGGCCAGCCAGCGGCUGCUGGGCGCCUUCACCAGCCAGUCGCGCGGCCUGCGCUCGCAGACCGCCCCCCGCGCCCGCUACUCCAGCGGCGGCGCCGUCGCAGCAGUCACCGCCUUCUACGCCCACGCAGGCGUGCCGGAGGGAGCGCUGGAAGCGGUGCUGGCGCUGCCGCACCUGGUGGUGGAGGCGCUGGCGUUUGCAAUAGACUACCUGAAGCCCUAUGGCAUGGAGGCAGUGCUGCGCGUGGCUGCCUCCUUCCGCCCCUUCAACACCCAGCACGAGAUGUCCCUGUCCCCCAACACCCUCUCGCAGCUGGAGAUCCUGCACAACAACGACGAUGGGCGGGAGCGGGGGUCGUUGCUGUGGCUGCUGGACCACACGCGGACGCCGUUUGGGAGCCGGCUGCUGCGCUCCUGGGUGGCGCACCCGCUGCGAGACGCCGACCGCAUCGCCGAGCGCCUGGACGCCGUCGAAGAGCUUGCUCGCGCCAUAGGCGGCAUGGAGGGAGCGGCGGGGUGUGUGGUGGAGGCACUGACCGGCUUGGGUGACCUGGAGCGGGGCAUCACCCGCAGCCUGCACGGCACUGCCGCACCGGCAGAAUUCAGCAGGAUGCUCCGCGCGCUCUCCACCGUGGCUCCAAAGCUGGGCGUGCAGGCGGAUGCGGAUCUGUCAUCGGAUGCCGCUCUGGAGGGCCUAUCAUCGUGUCUUCUGCAGCGCCUGUUCCGCGCCGCUGCAUCCAGAGAGGUGGCAGAGGCUGCGUACGAGAUGCUGUCGGUGAUGGACGAGGAGGCGGCGGCCGCCAACAACAAGAUCGACCUGUUCAUCAGCGAGGAGCGCUUCCCUGAGGUAUUUGAGGCGCGCCAGGAGGUUGCCGAUGCAGAUGAAGGCCUGGCCAAGCUGCUGCCGGUCCUGCGCAAGACGCUGGGCCUGCCGCGGCUGGACUACGUGAGCGUGCAGAACCAGGGCGACUUCCUCAUUGAAGUCCCCGCCGACCGCCAAGACAUCCCCAGGGAUUGGGAGAAGAUAUCGGGCACCAAGAAGGUGAACCGCUUCCGGCCGCCAGAGGUACGGAAUGCCUUGGCUGCCCUGGAGCUGUCCCGCGAGCGCCUGCAGCUGGCCGCCGACCAGGCGUGGAAGGCGUUCAUGCGCGACUUUGGCUCCCUCUACUCGCCCUUCCGCUCGGCUGUGCAGGCGCUGGCGGCCCUGGACGCGCUGCAGUCUCUGGCCUCCCUCGCCAUCGACCCAGAGUAUGUGCGGCCGGAGAUAGUGGGGGAGGAGGAGCAGCCGCAGCUGGUGAUAAGGGGUGGGCGCCACCCGGUGCUGGCCGCCAUGAUGGCAGAGGCGCAGGUGGUGCCCAAUGACACACUCCUGGGGGGCGCCACCGGACCGCGCGCCUGCAUCAUCACCGGGCCUAACAUGGGGGGCAAGAGCUGCUACAUCCGCCAGGCUGCAUUGAUCGCUAUCAUGGCCCAGGUGGGGUCCUUUGUGCCUGCCGAGUCGGCGCGCAUGCAUGUCUUCGACUCGGUGCACACACGCAUGGGCGCCUCGGACAACCUCGCCAUGGGCCGAUCCACCUUCCUGGAGGCAAGCCCACUGGCAUACACCCCAUGCACCUCAGAUUCGGAGCUGUCAGAGACGAGCGAGAUCCUGGCGCACGCGACGCCACGAUCGCUGGUGAUCAUAGACGAGUUGGGCCGCGGCACAGCGACGCAUGAUGGCCUUGCCAUUGCGCAUGCGACCCUGCAGCACCUUGUCACCACCACUCGCUGCCUCACCCUCUUUGUGGCGAGCUUGCAGCAGGACUACCCGGCACUGGUGUCCACAUUCUACAUGUCCUACAUUCAGCAGGACCCAGAUGAUGGGCAGCCCCUGCCGGGCAGCUCUCCGCAGCCGAAGGCAGGCGCGCGCGGCCGCCAGGCACUGCAGGCGCUGCCGUCCACAGGCGCCAGUGUGGAUGUAGCUGCAGACGACGCAGACCAACCGGCUGUGUCAGUGCCGCGCAUUGUCUUCCUCUAUAAGCUUGCGGCCGGCGUGGCAGACAAGAGCUUUGGGCUCAAUGUUGCGCGGAUGGCGCAUCUGCCGCCGUCAGUGAUUAAGCAGGCUGGAGUCAGGGCAGCCCAGAUGGAGUCUGACACCCUCCGGCGGCUGUCCAGGCCCCGAGCAGCUGAUGACACAGAGGAGAAUGAUAUUGAGGCUGGCAGAGAUGUUCCUUUGGGCUUGCUGAAGCAAGUGUCAUCUGCCAUCAACUGCAAAACAGCUGCGCAGGCAUCUCUCUUACAGCUGCAGGACCUUCAAAGGCAGGCCAAGACCGGGGAUUUUGUCAAUGGGAAUUUGUCGUGAAACAUGGCCUGAAUAGAAAGUUACAACUUGCAAGGAAAAGGAACAGCAACUACCUGAAUGCAAACUAUGGAAUCAAUGAAUCGAUGCAAAACCUUUCCAAACAAAGAGCAACAUUACCCUUAGAUUGUGAGUACCUAGCUAGAGUUCUUCGAAGUAGUGCAAAAGGUUGAAACUCUACAUGCUCUGCAACGUACUGUGUAAACUACAUUGCAUC